CUACAGUUCAACGCCCAAAAUGGCGGCACGAUUGAAAAGUUUUUGCUGGUUCCAUCGAGUUUGUCUUUUUAACAGACCUUUUCCGUAGUUGCUCUAGGCAGGCGCCGUGUCUUUUUUUUUUCUUUAAAGUCACUGAUAAUCAGGGUUUUUGUCUAACUGGUAAGCCGUAAGAGGGGAGCUGGGAUGGCGAGUUGCCAUCAGCUCCUAACUGGGUAUCUCUUUAGAUACACAGUGCUAAAAUAAAUUAGCCUAGGAGGCUAAACGCCCUUAGGUAGGUGCUGUUUUAAAGCUCCUGUGGUCUUACCCAGUCUCACAUAGAUCUCCGGGCUGAAGGGAGAAUGAAGAAGACAACUUAGAGAUGGAGGAAGAUGUGAAAAAAGUAAAAAAGCCGGGGAUUGUGUCUCCGUUCAAGCGGGUCUUUCUGAAAGGAGAGAAGGGAAGAGACAAGAAGGCUCAGGAGAAAUCCACAGAGCGCAGGGCCCUCCAUACCUUCUCCCUGUCUCAGCCUGACCACCGCAUUGACCCUGACAUUCUGCUUAAUGAUUACAUUGAGAAGGAAGUAAAAUAUUUAGGGCAGCUGACAUCAGUUCCAGGAUACUUGAACCCAUCGAGUCGAACAGAGGUUCUGCAGCUCAUUGACAAUGCAAGAAAAUCCCAUCAGUUGGCGGGCCAGCUGACAUCUGAUCAGGACGCAGUUGUAAGCUUGUCUGCGUACAACAUCAAGCUUGUUUGGCGAGAUGGAGAAGACAUCAUCCUUAGAGUGCCAAUCCACGACAUUGCUGCUGUUUCAUACAUCAGGGACGACUCUCUGCACCUUGUGGUGAUAAAAACAGCUCAAGAGUCAGGAGGCUCUCCCUGUCCCAGCUCAUGUCCUGACCUAAACAAAUCCCAGACUCUCAGCUCCCUGUCAGAGAGCGGGGCUGUGCUGGUGGAGGUCUGCUGUCUUCUUGUCCUAGCAGUUGAUAAUAAGGCAGCAGCGGAGGAACUGUGUCUUUUGCUCAGCCAGGUCUUUCAAAUUGUUUACACAGAAUCAACUAUAGACUUUCUAGACAGAGCCAUAUUUGAUGGAGCUACAACGCCUACAAGACACCCUUCUUUGUACAGUGACGAUUCUUCAAGCAAAGUAGAUGUCAAGGAGGCUUUUGAGAGAGAAACCAGCCCGUUUCCUUUCCAGGCCACAGAAGGAAGCUCUCCAUCUACAUCCACCCCUGCAUCCCCUCAGACAAAGGCCCCAAGUGAAGGAGAACUCAGCACCACUGCUGCAGAGCUUCUGCAGGACUACAUGACUACAUUGCGAACAAAGCUAUCAUCGCAGGAGAUCCAGCAGUUUGCAGCUCUGCUCCAUGAAUACAGGAAUGGUUCCUCUAUUCACGAGUUCUGCAUCAACCUGCGGCAGCUCUACGGGGACAGCAGGAAAUUCCUCCUACUUGGCCUGCGUCCCUUCAUACCCGAGAAGGACAGCCAGCACUUUGAAAACUUCCUAGAGACCAUCGGAGUGAAGGACGGCCGCGGCAUAAUCACGGACAGCUUCGGCCGCUGCAAACGCACGGCCAGCUCUGCCUCCGACUCCACCACCAAUGGCAACGGAGCGGCGGGAGAAAGCGGCGACAGCACGGCGUCAGAGGAGGGCCGGGACGCCUCCGAGGGCGACGAAUGGGACCGUAUGAUUACUGACAUCAGCAACGACAUCGAAGCUCUUGGCUGCAGCAUGGACCAGGAGGCGGUGACCCCCUGACCUGUUGACGUGAAACCAUGGCCACGCCUCAGACGGGCGGUUGGCUUUACUAAAGCGGAUCAGAUGAAGGUGGUCCAUAGCACUGACCUAAGAUUUGGUUAUUUGUUUAUUCCUCUAAUUAUCAAGAGGACGUUCUAUUGGCCCUGCACAUUUAAGGAAAAUCUUUCUGUCGAGUCGGCUUACGCACUUAUGCAGACCUUGUAGUGGACUUGCAGUUAUUGUUUUACAUUUCAGCUGGAUUCACCUCAGAGUUAUUUUUAAACUUUAUCUUUGGUUUUGUACUCAUUUAUUGGCAGCAUCUGCCACUUCUCUCUGUGAUAAAGCUUAGCUCUCCAGUCAGCGCAGCAGCGACUGGAGAAUCCACCGGUAGACUGUGCACACAUUUUAAAAGGUUAAGACUGAGAUUUGUAUCUUAAUUUAACCAUAAAUUAAUCGGCUUCAUCCACCUUCGGUUUUUUCAUUUGUUUUGAUGUAAGGAUGUAACAUUUUGCUAUGUGUAGUAUCGUAAGUUCUGCUUUUACCUCACACUUUGUUAAUCAGUGCUUACUCAGUUUAUAUGUUUCUGCCUUAUUCAAACUGACCUAGAAGAUGCUGUAAAAACAGUCGCAUUCUUUUAAAGCCACAUAGUGUGGACUGUAUUUUAUUUGACAAGGCCAGCUUAUGGAUGGUUGAUGUAAAUUGUUUUCAACAUUCAGGUCAUUUUUGUGUUACAUUAAAUUUGUUGUUGUGCCUAAACACUGCAGUACUGCUGCCAGCAAGUUCUUAGUGACUCUUAGAGCAGUUCUGCAGCAAGUUGUGGUUAUUACAUAACAAAUCAAUUACAUUGAUUUAUAUUUUGGUAUUGCAUAAUUGCAAGCAUCAUGAUGUUGCAUAAAAAAAACACGUGUGA
Xiphophorus maculatus (southern platyfish) is the source of this 2624-nucleotide messenger RNA. RefSeq names its product CCM2 scaffolding protein (gene ccm2). The record is from RefSeq and is a predicted model, not a curated record. Lineage: Eukaryota; Metazoa; Chordata; Actinopteri; Cyprinodontiformes; Poeciliidae. The transcript has 10 exons. The coding region runs from base 359 to 1735 and encodes 458 amino acids. Gene Ontology annotation, biological process: heart development; vasculogenesis.